Messenger RNA from Xenopus laevis (African clawed frog), 2069 nucleotides. It is a transcript of the gene aen.S, whose product is annotated as apoptosis enhancing nuclease S homeolog. Gene Ontology annotation, molecular function: nucleic acid binding. NCBI's taxonomy places the organism in Eukaryota, Metazoa, Chordata, Amphibia, Anura, Pipidae. The record is from RefSeq and is a predicted model, not a curated record. The transcript is spliced from 2 exons. The coding region runs from base 1671 to 1943 and encodes 90 amino acids.
UUUACUGUUCAUCUGUUUAAAAGCAAACAUCUUGUUGGUUGCUAUGGGUUACUGCUCUACUUUUAUUACACCCAGGAGUAAGCACACAGGUUGUUUUCCUGGUGUACACAUAUGUCAGGGGAAAGAAGACAUUCUGCUGCCUUCAAGCAUGGGAUCAGCCUGUCAGCAAAGACACAGAGUAGAUUUCAGCAUGAAAACACACACUUUACAUUUUUGCAUCUGUUUGUUUGCUGACUGGCUAAUUCUUUGCCUGAACACACAAAUACAGGGGCGGAGACAGCUGAACGACUUUUCUCGGCAUAUGAAUGCUAGUUCUGAAAACAUCAGAGCUCUGAAAGGAAUAUAAUCGGAAUGGUCUUGUUGGUUUCCACAACAGGAAGGUAUAUGUUGAGCUUCCAGUAUGCAAAUGAGCCUUCUGCCAUUAGCCUAAACAUUGCACAUGCUCUGGGCUGCUGUAUAUUACCUGAAAUUCACAAUAUUCGUGUGACUAUGCAUAUGCAAAUUAGAAUUUGAUUUGGUUCGAAUCUUUCGCGAAGGAUUUAAGGGUUCAGCAGAAUCCAAAAUUGUGGAUUUGGUGCAUCCCUAACAUUAACCAUAACUAUAGCUAUAGCAUAUAGGUUUUUCUAAAGGAUUUGCCCUGUAGAACCUACCUUCUAUUUUACCCAUAAUAGAUAUCUCUACCCAGUAGGCUGUAACUACCCAUGCGUGUUUCCUAACAAUUACUACCCAUUGGUAGCAGCAUCUGCCAUGGACAGAUUUCAGAUGAAUGUAAAACCAUUUUUAGCAGUUCUGUUUGCUGUGGUUCUCUCUAAGAUAACUGCAAAGAACUAAAACAUACCUGUUCCUUGGGCCGUAGUAGUACCCUGUGGUCGUCUGGGUACUCUGCCAAGUGGCAGGUACAGAUGUUAUUGGUAUCAACAUUUUGUAAAGCUUCAGACUGGGGCUAUCCAGCUACAAUUUCCACGAUAUGAUGGUCCUUUUCAUGGUCAAGUGGUCAGUUGAUCUAUUUGUAUGACAUCAUACAUUGUAUUUUUAUCGAGUUAAUUCAUUUAAGGGUAAUCUUGCUGUAGCUAUAAGUAUUAAUGACUUGGGUCAAUAAUUAAUAAAUAAAAAAAAAAGUUCAGACUCAAAGAACAUUAGGGAGGGUACUAUAAAAUAAAAUAAAUUCCAAAAGCCCAUUUAAGUAAACUGAUGGAUAUAUAAAUAGAUAUAAAGCAUAUUCAUUUUUUGACCAUAUAAAAGUUGCAACCUCUUGAUGUUACAUCACUCUGUUUUUCAUUUUCUCUAUUCCUGUAUAAACCAUACAUACAUCACAGACACCUUUUUUUGUAAGCCAAGAAUUGUGUUACAUCAUAGACCAUGCAUAUGCUAAUGCAUUAUACUUAUGCAAUUGGACUUCUGUAUGAGAAAAUCAUCCCAACAUUUUUUGUAGCAUUAUCAGCAUUUCAACUCUAUAUUUAGCACGCUGCCUAUAAGAGCAAAUUGUUUGAAAGGCAAAAAGGCUUUUCCACCAUAUCAUGUCAUAUGCAAUUUGUGGUAAUCUGUAACUUGCAUUUGUAGAUUCUGAAGAUACUUGAGGACAAGCGAGUGGUUGGACAUGCACUGCAUAAUGAUUUUAAGGCUCUGAAAUACUUUCAUCCCAGACUCGAGACACAAGCAAAAUCCGUUCAAUGAAAGAAAUUGCAGGACUUCCAGAAAAUACAAGGGCCUCUUUAAAAUCCCUUGCCUUUAACAAGGUUGUCAGAAAUGGCCAUUGUUCUGUAGAAGAUGCCCAAGCCUCUUUGGAACUGUACAAAUUAGUUGAGGAUCAACGGGAGGAGAUGCUUCGGAGUUGCUCCCAAAUCAGCUCUUCCACUAGUCCAAAAACAAGUGAGGUGUCGGACAAUGACUAUUACAUGGGCGAUCAUUAUUGGCCAGCAGACUUAAACGAUGACUCUAAAUGAAGUACCACUUCGACAUGAAUAGACAGACCAAUUUGCAUUAAACUUAUUUAUUGAGGAUUAGUGAUGGGCGAAUUUGCGCCGUUUCGCUUCGCCGAAAAAUUCGCGAAACGGCGAAAAAUUCGCGAA